CUGGUGCUUGUAUCCACUGAGCCACCUAGCUGCCCUAGGAUUUUUAAAGUUGAGUGAUUGGUACUCCACCUCCCCCAAGUCAAGAGGCUCAUUGGAUUGACCAUAUUAGCCUAGAAUGGCUUAUGGGGUGGGGUGCUGUGAGCAAUAAAAUUCUCCAUCUUCAGAAGAAUAUUAAAUAACAUUUUUCAAGAAAGAUAAACAUGUUCACUUCUAGGAUUUAUACCUUAGUUUUAGUGAUGAAACCUCAGCACAUUCUUUUAGGAAUGAAGAAACGUGGCUUUGGAGCUGGGAGGUGGAACGGCUUUGGGGGGAAAGUGGAAGAUGGAGAGACUAUUGAAGAAGGAGCCAAGAGGGAGCUACUGGAAGAGAGUGGACUGACCGCAGACACUCUGCAGAAGAUAGGAAAAAUCACAUUUGAAUUUGUAGGUAAUACCGAGUUAAUGGAUGUGCACAUCUUUAAUGUGGAUAGUUUUCAUGGAACUCCAAAAGAAAGUGAUGAAAUGCGCCCCCAAUGGUUCCAGUUGGAACAGGUUCCCUUCAGUGACAUGUGGCCAGAUGACAGCUACUGGUUUCCACUAAUGCUCCAAAAGAAGAAAUUCCAUGGAUAUUUCAAGUUCCAAGGACAAGACACCAUCCUAGACUACACACUGAAUGAAGUAGAAAUUGUCUGAAGAGAGAGACAUCAGUGCCAUUAACACAUGACAUACUUGAGCCCAUACAGGCUAGGGAACCUUUGUUUCAGCUGUGGGUAAUUUAGGCAGGGGGUUCACUGUCUUUAGUUUUUAAGGCAAUUUAAUACUCAGUAUUUGUUUGGGGAGCAAGAGGAAGCUGUAAGACCAGAAAUUUUUUUUGUAAUUGUACAUAUGUCACAUAAUAAGGACCCCCACUUCCCCUUGAUAUGGUCUAGGAAUCACAAAUACAUUUUGGUUCUAAGGGAGAAGUGACAAGUGUGGGGUGAUUCACAGUACAGCACUUGCCAGUAAAGUGUGCAUUAGCCCACACUAGGGGGCAACAGCCACUACAGAAAAGUGGAAUGUUUUCAGAUUUUCUGGAAACACAAGUCUUUUUCUUUUCUGUUGAAGAUUCUGACAAAUAAUGGAAAAUAAUGACAUGUCUUGUGAUUUGCAAAAUGCUGACUGGAUUCUUACUGGCCUUACUAAAUUGAGAGAUUAUUUCAAAAUCAUCCCUUUGAAUUCAUAUACUGAGCCGGUCAGAAUCUUUCAUUCUUUAAGGAGAAAAUAACUCUCUGCUUCUUCACAUGGUGAUCUUCCCUCAUUUAAUUCCAGUAAUAUCUUACCAGAUUAUAAAAGUAAUAAUAAUAAUAUGAGCACACAUUUACAAAGCUUUUUUAUAUUUUACAAAUCAUUUUCACAAACAUCUUAUUUUAUCUAAGUCACCCUAAGAUGUGCCUCUAUUUUACAUGAAGAAACUGAGGCUACAGAGGUUGAAUGACUUGCCUGAGGUCAUAGGGUUCACAGGUGGUAGAGCCAGCUGUAAGAACUUGGGUCUGUAUCCUAGCCUGGUGCUCUUUCCAAUGCCCCACACUGCCUCAACAUAGUUCUACAAAAGGUAGGCAAGCAGAGAAAGUCAGCCACACACAGUAACUGAAACCUUUUACAAAAACAUUUAAUAGCAUUUGUUCAUAUAUAUAUAUGUUUUAUUGAUAAAA
Phascolarctos cinereus (koala) is the source of this 1669-nucleotide messenger RNA. It is a transcript of the gene NUDT1, whose product is annotated as nudix hydrolase 1. The record is from RefSeq and is a predicted model, not a curated record. Gene Ontology annotation, molecular function: 8-oxo-7,8-dihydroguanosine triphosphate pyrophosphatase activity. Gene Ontology annotation, cellular component: cytoplasm. Gene Ontology annotation, biological process: DNA protection. NCBI's taxonomy places the organism in Eukaryota, Metazoa, Chordata, Mammalia, Diprotodontia, Phascolarctidae.